AUUAACGAACCACAUAACCUCACUUUAUAGGUUAUUAUUGCGUGUUUAAAAACCACGAUUUCAACCAAUUUUAAAGUCUUAAUUAAGUAUUGUUAAGAAUGGGAUUAUCCGAAGGAGCUAAACAACGCCUUUCCAUCGUCGUGAAUAUGGGAAAAACAGUUUUUCAUUACGGAUUUUUACCAACCGUUUUAUAUCUUGGUUUUAAGAAAGGAGCUGAUCCUGGGAUGCCGGAAAUCUCCUUCGGAAAUUUGUUUUGGUGAACAAAGAUUAGUUUUAACUCAAAUUUUAGAAAGAAAUGGGUUAGAUAAGCUUAAAAAGUAAAUAAAGGAGUUUUUAAUACAUAACCUCA
Molecule: messenger RNA, 349 nt
Organism: Onthophagus taurus
Lineage: Eukaryota; Metazoa; Arthropoda; Insecta; Coleoptera; Scarabaeidae
Source: RefSeq, a predicted model, not a curated record